Molecule: messenger RNA, 4074 nt
Organism: Dermacentor albipictus
Lineage: Eukaryota; Metazoa; Arthropoda; Arachnida; Ixodida; Ixodidae
Source: RefSeq, a predicted model, not a curated record
GCUCGGGUCACAGAAAGAUAAAGGGGAGGGGUCGACGUCAGAACGAGGUUGGCUGGCGAGCAUGUCUUGAAUGAACGACGUAGCGUAGGAUCGGAGGCGCGUAUAGUGGCUGGUGCGCACGUCAAAGGAUGAAUCGACGGGGAGAAGGCGAAGUGCCGAAAGAAACAAGAAACUGAGAAUAUAUUAAAAACACACACACGCAAGCGUGUGUCACAAGCACGUACGCACAUCUCGAAGCACGAUGACGAAAGGGACGAUAGGGUUCGCAAGCUCCUGAGCGUUUAUAGUGCGAGGAGGAUGGAGGAGGGACGGGGCCGAACAGCGCGAGUUCGGCGUUGACGUUCCGAGCGACGGACCAGACGAGAGCACCUCGGCUCCCCUUCCCCGCACUCCCUCUCCUCCCUCUCUCUCUCUGGCCCCACGAUCACCCCCCGUCGCCGCCCCAUCUCUGAUCCCCGCCGCCGAAACCGCCAGAAGACCAGCAAGCGGGCGGGCUGCCGGUAAAGCCGUUGCGAUAUAGGUGCGCUUUCUCUCGGGUGCGCGCUUGUUGUUUUAACCAGACAGCAGCAAGAAGGCAUAGUGACGCUGUGAGGACACCACCUUAACCGCCUUCGCCGUGCCAACGACCCAAGCCGCGAGCCGCGGGCUUCCAGCAUCGGGAACCCAUCGAUCGUUGCGAAACGAGGCGGCGCGCCCCACGCGCUGAGUCACGCGCAGCACCGGGGGACGCCAUCGGCGAGAAGGGACCAACCAGCACGAGGAGUACACUAUAUUGGGCAGAGAAAAAAGAAAAAGAAAGUUCACCGAGGAGUACUCCGACUGGGUGAGUGCCGCGCGGUCUCUGGCCGAUGGACGCCUCGGAGGGGUGCCCCGCGGGCCGCCUGCACGGCUACGCGGCCGCGCUGAACCAGUCGGACGCGUUCGUCGUGCUGUCGGCGGCGGCCGCCGUGCUCGCCUUCGGCAUCAACCUGACGCAGGCGCUGGUCAUCCUCUGCCUGGUGUGGCGCUCCUGGAAGUGCGCCUACCACCUGGCGCUCUCGCUCUGCGGCCUGCUGUCGGCCGCCGCGCUGCUCUGGCACGUGGUCGCGCUCCGCAUGCCCGACGACCGCGGCGGGUGGCGCGCCGGCUGCGGCGCCAUCCCGUCGGCGCUGUCCGUCGCCCUGCUCGUCGGCUACGUGGCGCACGUCACGGCGCCCGUGGUGCACCGCUGCGUCGCCGACACCUGGCCCCGGGCGUUCGCGGGCCACGCGCGCAACCGGGGCCUCUGCGUGCUGCUCAGCGGGUUCGCCUGGUGCGAGACGGUGCUGCUUGCCGUCACCGUGAUCUCCGACUGGCCCUCUGGGAGCCAGCAGCAGCAGCAGGCGCCGGCCUCGGCGGGCGGCGCCGACGUCUGCGCCCUGCCGCACCCGUGGUCGUCGGCCUUCUCCACGUUCGUCUGCGCGCUCUACGCGCUUCACGUCGUCGUCGACCUGGCCGUUCUCGUCGACAUGACGGCGGCCGCGAUGCGCAAGUCCCGCGCCGCCGCGGCGCCGCAGCCGCUGCCCACCAUCGCCGCGGCGGCCGACUCGGCGUGUCGCCGGGCCGACGACGACGACGAUGACGACUUCUUCGGCGAGGGCGGCUGCUCGUCCCUGAACCGCGUCGACCUGGGGCCCCUGUGGUGCCGGUUCGUGCUGCUGCUCGUGGGCACGCUGCCCAUGAUUGGGGUCAUGUUCUACCACAUGAUCUCGCUCCCGCCGACGUCCUCGACCGGGGGCCGCUCCUGCCCGUCCUUCCGCGACGUGCUUCCGCUGUGGACGCUGCUUUGCACCGUAGUGCUGGGCGUCGCGCUGCCCGUGGGAAGCGUGUCCAGCGACCCCGUGGUGGCCGAAGGCUCGGUGCACAUCAUCCGCCUGUUGUGCUGCUUCCUCAGGCGGAAGAGGAGGGUGGCGCCCGCCAGGGCCGCCAGGGGUGUGUGAGCACGUAAGACGUCAUUUCCGGAAGACGCAAGAGACACCCUGCUCAAUAACCGUGUGACGGGUGCGACUGGAAUGCGGGAACGAGUCGCAAGCCACAUCCUGUCGACACAGCGGCAACAUUCGCUGGUCUGACUGUGUCACCCAACAUACUAGGAGGCUCUAUCACGGAUAAUGCCAAACAUCACGGUUGAAGUGAUGAUGGAACACUUUCCAUAAGCCGCCGUCUUCAGUCCUCAGUGAAUGGUGCAAGUAAACUUCAGGUGGCCUUUCCCCGACCAUCAGCCAGAAAUCAAUGCGUGGACAUGCCACAGUACGAGUUGAGUGUGAGCGACAGUGGAUUGCACAUGUUUUUUGCAUGCAUACUGUUCUACCAUGUCAUACGUGAACACAAGCUUCUUUCAGCAGUGCCUGCUACAGGUUAGCUCUGAGAUGCCAAAGGUUUGGACAAGCAAACACCCUUGCACAUCGUUCAUGCAUUCCUAGGCAGUACCCAAAGAUCCUUGUCAACAACACAAAAUGCAAGUGGUGUUUUAUUUGCUGGGCCACUAGCUGUGUAAAGCAAGGACAUUUGUUUUGGAUGUUACAUGAAGUGUACACACACCAUAAGAGCAUGUUUGUGAGGUUUACAUACAGGAAAAAGUAUUUACGUAAGCUGCACCCAUGCCCUAUAUGCUCAAUGUCCAAAGUAAGCGUGGUAUGCUGAAUUUAGUCAAGAAAUGAUGAGGUAUAAAUAUGAAUAUGUGUGUGAUGAAAAUGGCAUAUUAAUGUUAAAUAAGCUACCUCUUUAUUGCGUGCCACGUUCCAGUGUACCAGCAAGAUAGCUUGAAUGAGAACUCCAGAGCUCUUGGCAUGGUACAAGCCAAGAGCUCUGGAGGUGCAUCUGGUCCCCAAGGUUGUUUUACAUUCAAAGGAUUAUGUACAUAUAUACCUAUAUAGGUAUGGUGCUGUUAUGAAACAUUAAGAACCAUAUUUUUGCAUCUUGUCAUGUUGUAUAUAGAUAUGUCUACUUCUGAAAGAAAAUCUGGACAGCUUCCAGUAAACAAAGAGCAGGUGGAAUGGCAUUCACUACGACAAACACGUAGAACAUUAGAGCUUGCAGAAAUUUAUACCAUAUACACGAUUUUGUAAUUGUGCCCAGCAGUAUUCUUGUGCCAUUUUAUAAAAUUUUAUAGCAGCUCAAAUUUUAUCUGCAUUUAAAAAGCACAAGGACUAUUACUAGGUGAGUAGAAUAGCUCCAGUCACGCAAAUUGUGACUACAUUUCCUGACCAUUUUCAUCCAAAGUGUGUGUUGUACAGUCAAAGGGGCUACUCUGCUCACAGGUGCUAAGAAAUAUUUACAUUACUAUUUCGAUUGUUCAUGUUGUGUGUGAAGUUUAGUUUUGAUACUUUUGUGGUUACUACGUUGUGUUUUGUUGUCCUAGUCACGCUUAGCACAUUUUUUAAAGCAAACUCACGAUGGAUACACCAACAAGCACUGCAGGCACUGCACUAGAAGAUCAGCUGCAUAGCUUCUCACAAGAAUAAAUAAACAAAAAACAAGAAGGGUUGUUGCAGCAAAAGUCAACUAGGGGUUGCACUAAUAAUGCAUACUGCUCAAUAUAUCAACCACUUAUUAACCAGUCUGCUUUCUUUUUUGCUUGAUGAGCAUGGCAUUAAAGUGAAGAUGGCAUGCGCACAUCUCAUGCCAAAGUGAGUGGUGUGGUCGCUGAGAUAUUUCAUGGCAUGCGCUGUGUGCAAGCUGCAACACAAGUGAGAUGCCAUUAGCACCAAAGUCCAAUAGUAAAUUUGGCAAUCACUGCCUGUACAGAUUUUACAUGUCACACAGAAGGUACCUUAAGCUGGUUGCACCAAGUGUUAGCUGGUGCAGAACAAUGAAACUUGAAGCGGGCCAGCGGUAAGAGGCGAGAGAAAAGCGUGCCACAGCUUAUUACAAUGUUCAUUCCCCAAGAAGCGCAAUGACACACAUUACUAAUCAGUCCUGUUUCUGCAUAUGCCACUUUCUUUGUCAGCCUUUUUUCACUCUCACUGCAUGUUUGUAUAGUCACUGGCUUGUGAUCACUCCCGCCUAGUCAAAUGGAUCUGUGAACAUGUAUUGACAUUUGGAAUAAAACACUUG